Molecule: messenger RNA, 3881 nt
Organism: Impatiens glandulifera
Lineage: Eukaryota; Viridiplantae; Streptophyta; Magnoliopsida; Ericales; Balsaminaceae
Product: brassinosteroid LRR receptor kinase-like
Exons: 1
Coding region: 151-3687 (1178 amino acids)
Biological process (GO): protein phosphorylation
Molecular function (GO): protein kinase activity; ATP binding; protein binding
Source: RefSeq, a predicted model, not a curated record
UCUUCUACCUCUAGAAGAAGAACAGAACAGAGCAUUCUCUCUCAUUCACUCAUAGUCUCUGAUAAUAAUACACAGUCCUCAAAUCUGAAAAUGAAAACUUGAGAGAAAUCACUAGCUUAGAUUACCCAUUAUCAUCUUCAUCUUCACAAGAUGAAACCCUUUCUCUUUCUCCAUCUUCUUCUCUUAUUCUUUCUCUUACUAAAUCCUUCUUCAUCUUCUUCUUCUAUUACUGAUUCACAGUUACUGUUAUCCUUCAAAUCCUCUCUUCCCAGUCCAAACCCAUUACAGAAUUGGCUGGAAACCAACUCACCAUGUAAUUUCUCCGGUAUUACUUGCCGGAGCUCCACUGUUACUGCAAUAGACCUCAGCUAUGUUCAAUUGAAUGUUGAUUUCUCUAUGGUUUCUUCAUCUAUCUUGUCCAUUUCCAAUUUGGAGAGGCUUACACUAAAGGGGGUUAAUCUCACUGGGUCUGUUUCAUCUGCUGCGAAAUAUCGAUGUACUUCCGCCUUGAAGUACUUAGAUCUGGCUGAUAAUGGAAUUUCUGGUCAUUUAUCUGAUUUAUCGAGUCUAGCUGGCUGCUCUGGACUGGGUUUCUUGAACAUGUCGAAGAAUGGGUUAGUUUUUGGAGAUUUGUCCGUGGGGUUUAAAUUGAAGCUUGAAGUGUUGGAUCUGUCGUAUAACAGUAUUUCAGGGUCGAACUUACUUGUUUGGUUGGUCUCCGGUGGAUGUAGUAAUCUAAAGUAUUUGUCUUUGAAAGGGAAUUGGGUUACCGGAGAUGUCGCCGGAGUCGGAGAUUGUGAAAACUUAGAACAUUUAGAUAUUUCUAGUAACAAUUUCACUUCUGGGUUUCCUCCAUUUGAGAGUUGUCUAUCUCUCAAAUACCUCGACAUAUCUUCCAACAAAUUUUCCGGCAAUAUUGCAGUUUCUCUCUCUUCUUGUAAGAGUCUUAGUUUCUUGAACAUGAGCAGUAACAUGUUCAACGGAACUUUUCCGGCGAUCUCCGGCGGGAAAUUAGAGUCGCUUCAUAUGUCCGGUUGUGGGGUACGAGGGGAAUUAUCGGAGCAGAUGAUUGGUUCACUCUGUUCGAGUCUCAUUGAACUCGACAUUUCAUCGAACAGCUUGUAUGGUUCUUUACCUGAAUCUUUCAGUUCUUGUUCUGUUCUUGAAAGACUCAACCUUUCCAUAAACAAUUUCACCGGUGACUUGCCGAUUGAUACCUUUCUUAAGAUGAACAAUUUGAAGAGCAUAUCUUUAGCGUUUAAUUCUUUUGUGGGUAAUCUUCCAGAUGGUUUCUCUAACAUGAUUUCUCUCGAAAUAUUGGAUUUGAGUUCUAAUAGUCUCUCAGGCAUUAUUCCUCCUGGAUUGUGUCAAAACAAGAUGAACCCACAACUGAAGACACUCUCCCUUCAGAACAACCAAUUCACCGGUCCGAUACCGGAAACAAUCAGUAACUGCUCGGAGUUAGAAACCCUUGAUCUGAGUUUCAAUUACCUAACCGGAAUCAUCCCUUCAAGCUUGGGUUCUCUAUCUAAGCUAAAAAACUUGAUUCUUUGGUUAAACCAACUCCACGGAGAAAUCCCAGAAGAACUCAAGUAUAUCCAACCGUUAGAGAAUCUAAUCCUCAACUUCAACCAGCUUAGCGGCGAAAUCCCAUCGGGUCUAUCCAAUUGCAAGAAGUUGAACUGGAUUUCAUUGUCGAACAACCAUCUCACCGGCGAAAUUCCGGCGACAUUCGGCCUGCUGACUAACCUCGCGAUUCUUGAGCUCGCGAACAAUUCAAUUUCAGGAACCAUUCCAACUGAGCUCGGGAAUUGUAGCAGCCUUCUUUGGUUAGACCUUAAUAGUAACCUAUUAAGCGGCGAGAUUCCUCCGGUUCUGUUUAAGCAAUCAGGAAACGUCGCCGGAGCAUUGCCGGAGAAUCGGUUCACCUAUAUAAAGAACGACGGCAGCAAACAAUGCCACGGAGCGGGUAGUCUCCUCGAGUUUGCGGGUAUUCGAGCGGAGCAAUUGAACCGUCUUUCCUCGAGACAUCCAUGUAAUUUCACCCGACUCUACUUUGGUAAAACUCGAACGAAUUUCAAUAGAAACGGGUCGAUGAUAUUCCUCGAUCUUUCCUACAAUACCUUAACCGGAAGCAUCCCGAAAGAGCUCAGUUCUGCUCUAUAUCUAACAAUUUUGAAUUUGGCGCAUAACAAUCUCACCGGGGCUAUUCCUCCCGAGCUCGGAAACUUGAAGUCGUUCACCAUUCUCGAUCUUUCCUACAACAUGCUAAACGGGUCGAUACCGCACACUUUAUCGGGUAUUGCAUUAAGCGAAGUUGAUUUGUCGAACAACAAUCUAUCUGGAUUGAUCCCGCAGACUGCCCCUUUUGACACGUUUCCGGAUUAUCGAUUCGCCAACAAUUCGGGACUAUGUGGGUAUCCUCUUUCGGGUUGUGGGAAGGAUCCUUUUUCAAAUUCGAGCCAAAAACACAAAGGAUUCGGUAAGAAACAAGUUUCCCUGUUGGGGAGCGCGGCCAUCGGAUUGCUUAUCGCUCUCUUCUGCGUUUACGGGUUGGUUUUGUUUGUCAUGGAGAGGAAGAAGAGACGGAAGGAUGAAGAGGCUGCAAUCGAGGUUUGUACUCAUAAUUCGGGUACUGCGAACACUAGCUGGAAGCUAACUGGGUUACGGGAGGCUUUGAGUAUAAACCUGGCAACGUUUGAGAAACCCUUAAAGAAGUUGACAUUCGCCGACCUUAUGAAAGCCACUAACGACUUCCAUAACGAUAGUAUUAUCGGGUCGGGAGGGUUUGGGGACGUGUACAAGGCGCAAUUAAAAGACGGAAUGGUGGUGGCGAUUAAGAAACUCAUACAUAUAAGCGGACAGGGCGAUCGCGAGUUCACGGCCGAGAUGGAAACAAUCGGGAAAAUCAAGCAUAGAAACCUCGUUCCGUUACUCGGGUAUUGCAAAGUCGGGGAGGAACGACUUUUGGUUUACGAGUUCAUGAAAUACGGGAGCCUUGAUGACGUUCUUCACGACCGUAAAAGGAUAGGAAUCAAAUUGAAUUGGGCUCAACGUCGAAGAAUCGCAAUGGGCGCGGCUCGAGGUUUGGCUUUCCUACACCACAAUUGCAGCCCAAAUAUAAUCCAUAGGGAUAUGAAAUCGAGCAAUGUAUUGGUUGACGAAGAUUUAGAAGCAAGAGUUUCAGAUUUCGGUAUGGCUCGGUUAAUGAGUGCAAUGGACACGCAUUUGAGCGUAAGCACGUUAGCAGGCACCCCUGGUUACGUCCCACCCGAAUACUACCAAAGUUUUAGGUGUUCAACAAAAGGCGAUGUCUAUAGCUACGGUGUUGUAUUGCUCGAGCUUUUAACGGGGAGACAACCGACUGAUUCAUUGGAUUUUGGCGACAAUAAUCUGGUUGGAUGGGUGAAAUUGCACGCUAAAACUGGCAUAAUCGAAGUUUUUGAUCCAGAGUUGUUGAAAGACGAUCCCGGAUUGAAGAUUGAACUUUUGCAACAUUUGAAGCUGGCUUGCGCUUGUCUUGACGAUAGACCGUGGAGGCGACCUACGAUGAUUCAAGUGAUGGCGAUGUUUAAGGAGAUUCAGGCAGGACCCGGGAUCGAUUCUUCGGCUACUAAGAUUUCAUCGGUUGCAGGGAUGGAAAUGAGUUGCAUCAAGGAAGGGAAUGAUGAACCAGGGAAGAACUGAUCAUAUAUAUGAAUGGGUGAUAAACAAAAAUAAGACCAACUUUUUACAUGAAGAAUCCAAUUAAGUCGUUUUUAUUUAUUAAUUAUUAUUAUUAUUAUACCAAAAUUAGAAGGUUGUUUAUUAAUUAAUAAUUAGCCUGCAAUGUAAUACUGUAAAUCAUAUCAACUAGUGAAGCUGUUUUCCUAUAUAUGAUA